Molecule: messenger RNA, 2617 nt
Organism: Owenia fusiformis
Lineage: Eukaryota; Metazoa; Annelida; Polychaeta; Sabellida; Oweniidae
Source: the annotation of a GenBank genome assembly
GUCAUGGCUGUGCGAAGAAACAAGGGGUCUAAAAAAUCAACCAAAAACAGGAAAGUGAGCCGUGUCAAACUUUCAAAUAAGAAACUCAGCAAACUAGCAAAACAGGGUAAGCUAGGCCAGUUGAAGAAACGACGCCAGUUAUUGCGGGCUAAAAGUGGGGAACCUAACGAUGAAGAGACUGAUGAUGUCACUGAAGAAGUAAUUGAAGCCCCACUUGAAGAUGCUGAUUAUGAAUAUUUUGGUACUGGAGGAAAAGGUCAUAGAUUUUUAGCUAGUUAUGGAGAAAGAGAUAAAAAUGGAAAGAGGAAAAUAGCAGAAGAUGAAAUCGAGGACAGAUAUGAACAGUUGCCAAGGAAACAAGCACGUGUAGAAACAAAGGCUCUGCUCCCAGUGAAGGACAAGCAGGGAGUAAAGCAGAGGCAUGUUGUAGUUCAGUCCAAUGGUGCUGAUGAAGCUGCAUCAGAUAAUGAAGAAGAAGAAGCCAAGUCAGUUGAACCCCCUGCCCCAGCAUCUAUCACUGAACUGUUUCUCACCAGACAGCAGAGGGUUGCUGAAGUGAGGCAGAAGGUCGCAGUUCUUGCUAGUGCUGUCGUAGAAAACCCACAAGAUAAUACAAAGAAGCUGAAGGAGCUACGUGCAAUGCUUGAGGAGACAGAUCCUCAUAUAUUCCUGACUGUGCGCAAAUUGGCCAUGGUGUCUCUCCUAGAGGUGUUCACUGAUAUAGUUCCUGGGUAUCACAUAAGACAAGCCACUGACAAAGAGAGGCAGCAGACAGUUAAAAAAGAGACCAAGAAACUGAGAGAAUAUGAAGAAACAUUAUUGCGGCACUACAGACUUUACCUAGAGUUCUUAGAAGCAACUCUAAAGUCAGGGAUCAAACAUGGUAAUGGUGUAAACAAGAAAUUACCAGAGCAAGCUGGUAAAGUUCUCUCCCAUCUGGCUGUGAAAUGUCUCUGUCGUCUCCUAGUAGAGAACCACCAUUUUAACUACACAAGCAAUAUUAUUACCAUCCUCAUGCCAUACUCUACACACAAUGAUCCGAUGAUAUGUACUGCAGUUCAAGAUGCUGUGAAGACUGUCUUCAAGAUAGACCAUAACCAGGGCCAUAUAACACUUCAGAUCUGCAUCUUACUCAGUCGACUCAUCAAAAAUAAAAUUAAUAAAGGUGUUCGAGUUGAUCCCAAGGCGAUUGAUGUGUUUCUGGCAUUACGGAUUAAAGAAGUUGACUUCGAUAAAUCAUCUAAGAAAGACAAAAUGACUCAUAAAGAGAAAAUGCAAAAGUUUUCCCGAAGGAAUAGAAAACGCAAUAAAGAGAUUGAGAGAUUAGAUAAAGAACUUGAAGAUGUUGCAGCAACAACUAAUAGAAAGAAACGUAUUGAACUGCACACGAAAAUAGUUGAAGCAGUAUUCUUGACAUAUUUUCGAAUUCUCAAAAAUUCUCAGAAAUCACCACUUAUAUCUGCAGUAUUGGAGGGCCUAGCCAAGUUCAGCCACUUGAUCAGCAUAGACUUCUUUGAUGAUCUCUUCAAUGCCUUGAAUGGCCUCUUAAUUACUGGGGAUCUUGACUAUAAAGAGAGCCUGCAUUGUAUACAGACUGUGUUUACUAUGAUGUCAGGUCCAGGAGAUGCCUUCAAUGUGGAUCCUGCCAACUUCUAUACACAAUUAUACACUCUGAUUUCUAACUUCACUCAAGAUAAAAGCAAAGUUUGCACGGGUCCAUUGUUAGACUGCUUAAUGGCAGUUGUUGUAAAAAGAAGAAAACAGCUUAGUCUAGCGAGAUUACUGUCCUACAUUAAGCGUUUGUGUACAGUUUCACUUCAGCUGCCUACAUAUACAACUGUUCAGUUCUUAAAGGCAGCAAAUACUUCAUUACAGAGUCAUCCAAAGGCAGAUAUGCUCUAUGACUCAGAGGACUUUGGGGGAGGGGUGUACAUGCAAGACUGUGGAGAUCCAGAGAUGGCAAAUACACAUAAUACAGCUCUCUAUGAACUGUACAACCUCAGGCAUCAUUACAACCCAUCUGUAAGAAAACUAGCCAAUCAGAUGAGUCAGCAGACUUUGCAAAGCUAGCUCUUAAUUCCUCAAGAGUUAUGGCUAUUUUAAUCUAGUCCUGCCAAGCUACUCCACUGCAAAACCUGCUCCAAGAGUACCUGCAUCGACACAGCUAUUAAGUAAAACAAGCCACAAGUGGUCAAGUUUACACCAGUGAAAUUGCUACUUAUAGAGGGAUAAUAAAAUGAAUUGGACUUUAAGAAUACAAACAGUCAUAUUUGUGAAGCUGCUGAAACAUGCAUUUUUAGAACUUUUAGGUUUCUAAAUUAAGUGCCUGCUUAUGGCGGAAGGAUGAAAUAAAUUAAUAGAUUUAAACCAACAUGAAUCAGCUUCAUUAUAAUGUAUGCAUUUUGGCAUUUCUAAUCCCCUUGGAAGAAAUGUGAAAACUAUUUUCUCAACUGCUCCAUAAUGAAACACCAUUUUUAUAUGGCAUGUCUCAUCCAACAUUCAUUUUAGUGACACCCGGCAGUUGGCAUCUCUAACAAACAGACUUGCCAACCUAAAAAGAAAAAUUUGGGGAUAUCUGUAAAAAAAAUUGCGGUACUUUCACGGAAGUUUUUUUUUU